CAUUUUGCAGCUGCAGAUCAGUGGAGAGUUGUUGCUGCUGCCUCCGCUGCUGCCGCCGCCGCUGUGCAGGAGAGGGUUAACAUUAGUGUUACGGUUGUUACGGUUUUAUUGUUCUUGUAGCGUGAAGACAGUUCACUCACGAAAUGUCGGAUUUCGACAGCAACCCAUUCGCGGAUCCGGACUUCAGCAACCCUUUUCAGGAUCCCUCGGUGACGCAAGUUACGCGAAACGCGCCACCCGGCCUGGAGGAGUACAAUCCAUUUACAGAUACAAAACCAGCUCCACCUGGCUCAGGUCCCAAAGUCCCACCCACUGCUAACACACAGCCAGCCAUCAUGAAGCCCACCGAGGAACCACCAGCUUAUUCACAGCCCCAACAAACACAGGAUCAGGCACGGGCCCAGGCCGAGUUGCUGAGGAGGCAGGAAGAACUGGAGAGGAAAGCCGCAGAGCUGGACCGCAGAGAGAGAGAGAUGCAGUCACUCAAUGCAUCCGGAGGGAGGAAAAAUAACUGGCCACCACUGCCUGAGAAGUUUCCUGUGGGUCCAUGUUUCUACCAUGACAUAUCAGUGGACAUCCCGGUGGAGUUUCAGAAGACAGUUAAGAUCAUGUACUACCUGUGGAUGUUCCACACAGCAACACUGUUCCUGAACAUCUUUGGCUGCUUGGCAUGGUUUUGCGUCGAUUCGUUGCGUGGUGUUGACUUUGGCCUGGCCAUGCUGUGGUUCAUGCUCUUCACUCCCUGCUCGUUCGUCUGCUGGUACAGACCUCUGUAUGGAGCAUUCAGGAGUGACAGCUCUUUCCGCUUCUUUGUCUUUUUCUUCGUCUACAUUUGUCAGUUUGGUGUCCAUGUGAUUCAGGCCAUUGGCAUCACAGGCUGGGGAGUCAGUGGGUGGAUCUCGGCAUUAACCGGCCUUAAUAAAAGCAUUCCUGUCGGCAUCAUCAUGAUCCUGAUUGCUGCGUUGUUUACCGCUUCUGCUGUCAUCUCCCUCAUCAUGUUUAAAAAGGUUCACGGGCUGUAUCGGACCACUGGUGCAAGCUUUGAGAAGGCCCAACAGGAAUUCGCCACCGGCGUCAUGUCCAACAAAACAGUUCAAACAGCGGCCGCUAACGCCGCCUCAACCGCUGCUCGCGGAGCGUUCAAAGAGCAGUUCUGAUGGGCCGAAAAAGAGCAACAACAACAAAAGAGGGCCCAACUUCAAGCUCCUCCCACUUUCCCCCUUUUUUCAUUCUUUCUUACUGUACUCCUUUGACAUGUGAGUCAUCUGUAAGCCUGUUUCAGAUGUGGAGGAUCCCCGACUCCGCCCUUUCAUCGACUUUGUGCACUCCAUUGGCUCAUUGGCUGACUGAGACGCCACCCCCUUCACUCAGCAGAUGCACUCCACAGGCUGUUACGCUGAGACUGUGUGUGUGUGUGUGUGUGUGUGUGUGUGUGUGUGUGUGUGUGUGUGUGUGUGUGUGUGUGUGUGCGCGCGCGUGCACGCUUGUUAUACCCCAGUCACUCUCCAAUUCUCCAAUCUGAUUGAGAGUGUGCUGAAUCAUGCACCUCAUUAAAACAAAAAAAAAAAACAGGAAGUGAUGUCAGCAAGGAUUCUGUCCACUUGCUGUAAACAUCCAAAGUGAACAGAGCCAUCCAAGUCAUCAACACAAUCUGCUAAUAUCUCACACCAACAAGCAUUUCAUUCUUGCCUUUCAUUGGCCAGAAGGAAUGUCCCUCACCGUAUGCACCCAGUGGGAGAUUCAGGUGGCUCUUCUGUUGCUUUUUUUUAAUCUCCAAUUCUGCCUUACAUGCUGUUCCUGCUUUUAUGAAAAAUAAGUUGAAGCUCCUUCACUUUGCUUCUGAGGCUUGUUCAAUGACCUACAAACACAAGAGUUGCGUUAGACAUGCUUGUGAAGCUCACUAAGCCUCAGUCCAGGUCUUGAUUCUGAAGUUUUAGGGUGCUGAUGUGAAGUAAAAGCCCUAAUAGAGGACGAUACUAUCUGCAAUGAAAGCCUCCCACUUCUGUUUCACUAAUGGCACGCUUCUGAAACAUAGAAAAAUUGAGAAAAGAUGAUACCAUACUAGUUUUGGAGUGUGUGUGUGUGCCUGAGAGAAUGCGUGUUAAGUGAAUUUGAGUGAGUCUUAAGCUGUUUAACUCCACGGCAAGUGAUCUCACUUAGGUUUAUGAAUUCAAGUUGUCUUAUCGUUUCUGUCCAACCGGACACUUUAGGUUUUAGACUAUGUUUUUGUAUUUAUCAUUAAUUAAUGCAACCCUGUAGCUUUGAGCUCUGAGAAACAACUCCCAAGAUUAUGGGUUGACUGUGUUUUGAGACUGCAUUUGUGUGUGUGUGUGUGUGUGGAGGUUUCAGUUACUUCUCUACAGUAUUCACUUCAGAACUGUUACUUGGAUGUUAACACACAGACACACAGUCACACGAACACGUUACUAUGAGACAGUUUUCCUCAUAGCUUCGUUUUUAAUUGUCGUUCCACUUCCUUUUGCUAUUGUAGGGUUUCUGAUUCUAUCAUCUCGAGAUGAGCUGCUGCAAGUCGUUCUUCCUUUUUUAGAACUUCGUUUCAACAAAUGGCACCUGAAUGUUCGUUCUAUAUUAACGCGAAUCAAGUUGGAAGGUCCAUAGGAAGAUGUAACGUGAGCCUGUGCGUGCGUGUGUUGCGUUGAAUUGUGGCUUUUAAGUUGUGAUUUUUAAACACAAUGACAUUAUUAGUUGAAACACUGAGGAAGUGGUGAUACGAAGUCCGUUCGAGCAAACCUAAGGGAUAUUUGUAUAUUUUGUAAAAAAAAUUUAAAAAAAUUAAUAAUAAUAAUUGACGAGUGGUUGCCUGUCGUCCUGAAUAAUUUCAUCGUACUGUACAAAUGCACUCUUGUCUCCCUCUGCAGUCGCAUGUCGAGUAGUUUGAGUUUUGUAUAUUUAUUGUAUUAACACAGGAAUAAAAUAAGAAAAUGAACUACUUAA
Hemibagrus wyckioides is the source of this 2955-nucleotide messenger RNA. It is a transcript of the gene scamp1, whose product is annotated as secretory carrier membrane protein 1. Lineage: Eukaryota; Metazoa; Chordata; Actinopteri; Siluriformes; Bagridae. The record is from RefSeq and is a predicted model, not a curated record. Gene Ontology annotation, biological process: protein transport. The transcript has 9 exons. Gene Ontology annotation, cellular component: recycling endosome membrane; trans-Golgi network membrane. The coding region runs from base 144 to 1157 and encodes 337 amino acids.